Myripristis murdjan (pinecone soldierfish) is the source of this 3798-nucleotide messenger RNA. RefSeq names its product programmed cell death 6 interacting protein (gene pdcd6ip). The coding region runs from base 118 to 2742 and encodes 874 amino acids. The transcript has 18 exons. NCBI's taxonomy places the organism in Eukaryota, Metazoa, Chordata, Actinopteri, Holocentriformes, Holocentridae. The record is from RefSeq and is a predicted model, not a curated record. Gene Ontology annotation, biological process: mitotic cytokinesis. Gene Ontology annotation, cellular component: endosome. Gene Ontology annotation, molecular function: protein binding.
CGUCAUCUGACGUUUACCAGCAGAAUUCAGGAAGUGAUUCACUUACUGUUGUUUUUGUUCGACUGACCGUCAGCUUCCAGUUUUUUCCGAUUUAAUUUGUCGUUUUUGCGGGCCGAAAUGGCAACGUUUAUUUCAGUCCCGUUAAAGAAGUCGUCCGAGGUGGAUCUGGUGAAACCGCUGUCGAAAUUUGUCACCGCUUCACAUCCAUCAGGCGAGGAGCAAGCGGAGUAUAUCCGCGCCGUGGAGGAGUUAAACAAGCUCCGCAAGAACGCGCUGGGGAGGCCGCUAGACAAACACGAGAGCUCCCUGGAGAUCCUGCUCAGAUACUAUGACCAGCUGUGUGCUAUUGAGCCCAAGUUUCCUUUCUCUGAAAACCAGCUCUGCCUAACCUUCACAUGGAAAGAUGCUUUUGAUAAAGGAUCGCUGUUUGGUGGCUCAGUGAAACUCGCCUUGGCCAGUCUGGGCUAUGAGAAGACAUGUGUGUUGUUCAACGCAGCAGCUCUGGCAAGUCAGAUUGCUUCAGAGCAGAACCUGGACAGCGACGAGGGGCUGAAGGCGGCGGCCAAAUACUACCAGCUUGCCAGCGGAGCGUUCGGUCACAUCAAAGACACGGUGCUGUCAGCCCUGAACCGGGAGCCCACCAUGGACAUCUCCCCGGAGACCGUGGGCACCCUCAGCCUCAUCAUGCUGGCCCAGGCCCAAGAGGUCUUCUUCCUCAAGGCCACCUCAGAUAAGAUGAAAGAUGCUGUCAUCGCCAAGCUGGCCAAUCAGGCAGCAGAUUUCUAUGGUGACGCCUUCAAGCAAUGCCAGUACAAAGAGAAUCUGCCUAAGUAUUUUUAUUUUCAGGAAGUGUUGCCGGUGCUGGCGGCUAAGCACUGCAUCAUGCAAGCAAACGCCGAGCUGCACCAGAGCGUCCUGGCCAAGACGAAGAAACAUUUCGGAGAGGAGAUUGCUCGCCUGCAGCAUGCAGCAGAGCUGGUGAAGACGGUGGCAUCUCGUUAUGACGAGUAUGUGAGCGUUAAGGACCUCAGUGACAAGAUCAAUCGAGCCCUAACUGCUGCCAAGAAAGACAACGACUUCAUCUACCAUGACCGCGUCCCUGAGGUCAAGGACCUGGAGCACAUUGGCAAGGCAGCUCUGGUCAAGGCCACAGCCAUCACACCGCCAAUCAGCCACAAGUUCACAGACCUGUUUGAGAAGAUGGUUCCCAUGGCGGUGCAGCAGUCCAUGAGCAUUUACAACCAGAGGAAGGCUGAGACUGUUAACAGACUGGUGGGAACAAUGAGGGAGGCCACCAACCUCUGCAACGGCGUGUUGGCAUCCCUGAACCUGCCAGCAGCUCUGGAGGACCUGUCAGGAGACUCAAUCCCACAAUCCAUUGCUGAGAAGGCCAGAGCCAUCGUGCAGCAAGGAGGACUGCAGAGCGUCGAGCAGCUGAUCAAAGAUUUGCCUGAUUUACUGACCCGCAACAGAGAGAUCCUGGAUGAGUCUCUGAAGAUGCUGGAUGAUGAAGAGACAACAGACAGCGAUUUGAGAGCCAAAUUCAACCAACGCUGGAACAGAACCCCCUCUGGGGACCUGUAUAAGCCGCUGCGCGCCGAGGGCGCCAACUUCCGCAGUGUGUUGGACAAGGCGGUCCAUGCAGACCAGGUGGUGAGAGAGCGCUACAACACCCACUGUGACAUGAUCGCCCUGCUGUGCAAACCAGAGAACGAGCUCAACGCUGCCAUCCCCUCCGCCAACCCAACCAAAACACUGCAGGGCAGCGAGGUAGUGAACGUGCUGCGUUCCCAGCUCACCCAGCUGGAUGAGGUGAAGAAGGAGAGGGAGUCCCUGGAGUCCGAGAUUAAGGCCGUGACCUUUGACAUGACCGCCAGCUUCCUGACGGCGCUCGCCCAGGACGGGGCCAUCAACGAGGAGCAGCUGUCACUCAGCCAGCUCGACCAAGCGUACGGAGGCUACAACCAGAGGGUGCAGGCCAGCCUCCGCAGACAGGAAGAGUUGCUGGCACAAGUACAGACGUCCCACCAGGAGUUCAGCAGCCUGAAACAGUCCAACACGGAGGCCAACGAGAGGGAGGAGGUCCUGAAGAAGCUGGCUUCAGCACACGACAGCUACGUUGAGAUCAGCAACAACCUGCGCGAAGGCACCAAGUUCUACAACGACUUGACAGAGAUCCUGCUCAAGUUCCAGAACAAGUGCAGCGACAUCGUUUUUGCUCGCAAGACAGAGCGGGAUGAGCUGCUUAAGGAGCUACAGCAGAGCAUUGCACGGGAGCCCAGCGCUCCAUCUUUUAGCGUUCCCGCCUAUCAGAGCAAUCCUACUCCCACUGCCGCCGGCCCAACCCCUGCACCCAGGACUGUGUUUCAGCCCCAGCAGCAACCACAAGCCAAGCCGCAGCCCCCAGCCAGGCCUCCUCCUCCCAACAUGACACCCCAGGCAGCCUCUACCACGCCCACCAACCCACCACCCCACGCCCCUCCCGCCAGUAACCCCCCACCUGUGACCCCACCCACUCAGGCCCAGGGACCACCUUACCCCACCUACCAGGGCUACCCAGGGUACUACCAGAUGCCGAUGGGCUACAACCCCUAUGCUUACGGCCAGUACAGCAUGCCCUACAUGUCCUACCAGCCCACUCCAGGACAGGGGGGCUACCCUGGUGCCCCCCCAGCCGGACAGCCCUACCCUGGCUACCCACAGCAGCCCCCCCAGCAGCAGCCCUACUACCCCCAGCAAUAACUCCCUCUCUCUCCACCCCAUCCUCCCAUUCCUCUUCUCUUAACACCAAAUGGAAAAAAGUAAUAGCCCCAGCAAUAACAGUAAUUCCAUCAAACCCCCUCUUCUUCCUCUGUUUUGCUCUGUAACAGCAGCCAUAUAAACCAGAGUGAAGGGUGACCUCAAAGCUGCUUUGCACUUCUUCCUAAUCCCUCCUCCACUCCCUCGCCUUCCGUCAUCCCUUGUUCCAUGUUUAACCCACGCUUUCCUUCAUCUCUCCCUCCCUUCUCGUCCAUGCUCACAUUUUGCACUUCGGCUUUCUAACGGCACUCAUCCACCUCUCCCCCUCCCAUCUUCCCUUAUUUGCCCAUGCACUAACUCCCUCGUCCCGCCUGUAUCUGUAUGUUUUUUUUUUCUUUUUUCUUUUUUGGGCUCCUCUUUUAAUGAUUUUGUUGAUUCUCUAAUUUAAAUCCUAACCCGCUUGCCAUUUAUAACUGACUUCUCUGUCUGGGCUGGACUGCUAUAUAACACUAGUGGAGCCGCACGGGACUCUGGGAUACCGGCUCUCGGACGGGGUGUGGCCUGUAGGCAUGUUUUUCUGAUUUGGGAGUGUGUGGGUGAUCAUUAUCAGCAACGCCACUGAAGGGAGGACACACCGCCACCUCCUCACCCCUCUCCCAACCAAGCAACCCCCUAGUGCUUCUAUAUCAACUAUAUUCCUAUUUUUGUAAUGAAUACUGAUGCAUCGCCGAUGUAUAAACUUCUAAAAAAAAAAAUACAAAAAAACCCUGAAUGGCCUGUAGGUUUUCUAAUGUAGAUGACGACUGUUGAGAGAUCCACUCCCUUCUCUCUCUCUUUUCUCUCUGUCUUCUCUCUCUUGCUCUCACCCAGGGAAUGUCGAUAUAUUUCUGUCUUACAAUCAGAGGCUGUACAAGUGGAAGAAAUGGUUAUAUAAAUAUAUAAAUAAGACUCUGUAUGUGGUUAACCAAGACACUCUGUGUGCCGCACUCUCAUGCUCUUUGUGUUGUUUUUAUUUUAUUUUCUCAGUUCUAAUGUGAUUAAAAGAAAGUCUGUAUAUCA